AUCAAUCGAUUGAGAGUAAUCAAACAGUGAUAAUGGUGUUCUGGGUGUUAGCAGCAUUAUUAGUAGCCGUAAUUUAUUACGCAAAUCAGUACUUCUUUAGCUACUGGAAACGAUUGGGUGUGCCACAACAAGAUGCACCAACAUUUUUGUUCGGCGACAUAGCCGAUAUAUUUUUCGGAGGUAAAAAAUCCAUCGGAGUAACGUUUCUCGAAUUCUAUAAUCGAUUCAAGCACAACAAAAUCCAUGGAUUGUACUUUUCGUAUCGGCCAUCAUUGAUAGUAAAUGAUCCUGAAGUCAUCCAAGAAGUUAUCAUUAAAGACUUCUCGAGUUUCCAUGACCGAGGAAUGUUCGUUGACGCUGAAGUUGAUCCACUCAGUGCACACCUCUUUUCAUUGAGUGGGCAGAAAUGGAGGGAUUUGCGAGUAAAAGUAUCGCCCACCUUUACAUCCGGCAAGUUGAAGGUUAUGUAUCCCACCAUUCGGGAUUGUGCUAAAACAUUGCAAGACCACUUGGCGAAAAACGCACAGAACGUGAAAUGCUAUGAAUUCGAUUCGAGGGACUUGUUUGCACGAUUCACAACCACGGUAAUUUCGUCGGUUGCCUUUGGAAUUGAAAAUGAUUGCAUCAACGACCGAGAUAAUAUUUUCCGUAAAAUGGGAGAACGGAUCUUCGAGAGAAAUUGGAAGGAGAAAUUAGUGCAGAUCAUUUCACUUUUCACGCCGAAAAUUUUAGAAAAACUGAAGAUCAAACGGAUCAGUCAAGAAAUGGAGGAUUUCUUUAUGUCAGUUGUCCGAGAUAGUAUCGACCUUCGCGAAAAAGGUGGAAGUUCGGCACAACGUAAAGAUUUUAUGCAGUUGAUGAUUCAGUUGAAAAACCAAGGCUAUGUGUCAGUGGACAAGAACGAAGAGCAUGAAGUUCAGAAGCAGAAAUCAAGCGAAAUGAAGAAGUUAACAAUUGACGAAAUUGCCGCCCAAGCUUUUGUAUUUUUCGUUGCCGGUUUUGAAACGUCGAGCUCAACGAUGAAUUUCUGCAUGUACGAACUUAGCAAAAAUCCAGACAUUCAGAGGAAGGUCCAUGAGGAACUCGACAAUACCUGGAAAUCGGGCGAUAUGAAUGAUCUUACUUACGACGUUCUGGGCUCAAUGAAAUACCUCGACUGGUGUGUUGACGAAACUUUGCGAAAAUAUCCAAUUGUACCGUUCCUAAAUCGAGAAAGUACCAGAGAUCACCAAUUCUCCGGAACGAAUAUGAAAAUCGAGAAGGGAAUUCUCAUUACAAUUCCAGUAUUGGGUAUUCAUCGCGAUCCAGAAAUUUAUGAUAGUCCGAUGGAAUUCCGACCAGAACGAUUCGAGAACUCAUCAACCGGUAAUCCGAAUGUGCGGGGAGUGUGUUACAUGCCGUUUGGCGACGGUCCCAGAAGUUGCGUGGGGGCACGAAUGGGAAAACUACAAACGAAAAUUGGUCUUGCAGCCAUUUUGCAGAAAUACAAAUUUGAAUUUGUUGAUCAGAGUUUAUUGCACAAAGAAAUAACGGAAUUUUAUCCAGCUCAAAUCAUACUCACACCCAAAACUAACUUUAUGCUACGAGCUACUACCAGAUAAAGGACUUGUUAAGCAAGAGAAAAAGUGGAAAGUUGCUCCUCGAGGGUGCUAGAGGCCGGAGCGUUGCGAGUGCUACAAUAACCCAAGAAAACACUUUCCACUUUUCUUGCAAAGGUAAAAAUAAUUGUUUUCAAAAGAAAGAAGCCUAAAGUAUUG
Bradysia coprophila is the source of this 1757-nucleotide messenger RNA. RefSeq names its product putative cytochrome P450 6a14. The record is from RefSeq and is a predicted model, not a curated record. Lineage: Eukaryota; Metazoa; Arthropoda; Insecta; Diptera; Sciaridae. Gene Ontology annotation, molecular function: monooxygenase activity; heme binding; iron ion binding.